CGAUCUUUUAAUCUCAUGGCUUCAUAAAAUUUCUCCGUCAUACGUUUAACAUUCUCUCCCCAUUAGUAUUUACAACAAAUACAUUUUCAUUUGAUCAAAAGGCCCUGUGAGCUUGAAAACAGCAAGAAAUGGAUAUUCAAGUUGGAAAGAAGGAAGGCCAAGAUGUUGUAGUUGCCUCAGUUGUAGAGCUUCCAUCAUCAUCAAUACCAGCUUCUUUUGAUUCAGCUUCCCUUUCUAGUUCGUCACCUGUUAUAGCCCACUUUGGCAUGGAUUCCGGAUUUGCCCAGCUUCGUUUUGGGGGAGAAUCUGAGCCGGAUAUAAGGACUGUAGUUGAUCUCAGAAGUUCUCAACUAUUUAGGCUAAGCCCGGUUCAAUUGGUCUGCAUAUCAGAAGCACAUGAAGCGAACAAAGAGACAACGUGUUCAAGGGGAAUCUCCAUUCAAUUUACAGAGGAGAAGGAAAGUAGUGCCUUCCAGAGCGCCUUUGAAAAUUGGAAAAAGCAAGUGGCUGUACAAGGUGCAUCUAUGCAAAAUGGAGCAGAACCAACCUCUAAAAGCAAAUUUGAUGACAAAAUUGAAGCAUCUUCUGCCAAAAUGUACUUUCAUUACUAUGGACAGCUUCUACAUCAGCAAAAUAUGUUGCAGGACUAUGUCAGGACAGGAACAUAUUAUGCUGCAGUUAUUGAGAACCGUUCUGAUUUUCAUGGUCGGGUAGUGGUUGAUGUUGGUGCUGGUAGUGGGAUUUUGUCAUUAUUCGCUGCUCAGGCUGGUGCAAAACAUGUUUAUGCUGUAGAAGCAUCAGAAAUGGCUGAGUAUGCAAACAAAUUGAUUGCUGGUAAUCCAUUAUUAGCUGACAGAAUCACUGUAAUAAAGGGAAAGGUUGAAGAUGUUGAGUUACCAGAGAAAGCUGAUAUUUUAAUUUCUGAGCCAAUGGGGACAUUGCUAGUUAAUGAAAGAAUGCUUGAAUCAUAUGUGAUUGCAAGAGACCGAUUUCUUGGACCAGAUGGGAAAAUGUUUCCUACACUAGGAAGAAUACACAUGGCACCAUUCACUGAUGAAUAUCUAUAUUUGGAAAUUGCAAAUAAGGCUGUAUUCUGGCAUCAAGAAAACUAUUUUGGCGUCAAUUUAAGGCCCUUGCAUGGAUCUGCCUUUCAAGGAUACUUCUCACAGCCUGUGGUUGAAGCUUUUGAUCCGAGGUCACUUGUAGCUCCUGCGAUAUCUCACGUGAUAGACUUCUCUUCAAUAAAGGAGGAAGAACUAUAUGAAAUUGAUAUCCCACUAAGAUUCAAAGCAUCUGUGAGCACUAGAAUCCAUGGACUAGCUUGUUGGUUUGAUGUAUUAUUUAAUGGCAGCACUGUACAGAGGUGGUUGACCACUGCUCCUGGUGCACCUACAACCCACUGGUACCAGCUGCGUUGUGUUUUGUCUCAACCACUUUAUGUCAUGCCGGGACAAGAUAUAACAGGACAAGUUCGGCUUGUUGCCCAUAAAGCCCAGAGUUACACCAUUUUCCUGACAUUAUCCGCUGUUGUUGGAGAUGUGCUUCAAACUUCAUCUGGAAAACUUGAUCUUAAGGAGCCAUACUAUCGGAUGUCUCAGCCACAAACGUAUUCUGUUGGUUCACAAGAUCAACAACAACCUCAUCAAUUAUUACAACAAACCCAGGAUGGCCAAAUGCAAUCUCGAGAUGACGAUGACGACUCCAUCUUGAUGCAACCGCUCUCACCAAGGUCCAAUGCUGCUGACCUACAACCCCUCUAAAUCAUCAUGAAGUAAAAUUUGUUGAAAUAUAUGCUUCAGUAGAUGCAGUUGUAUCAUUUAUGUUUCUCGCUUGGCUUAUUAAAAUUUUUGGGGAUUAACCUUAUGUCGGGUUUUGCCAACUGUGUGCAUGAUUCAUCAUAGCCAUUGUGACUUGCGGCUGGGUCGUCCUUCCCUAGGCAGUCCUAGGUGAAUCCACCUUUAGGUGGACACUCUUUCGGUUGGAGUUUUUCUUCAAUCUCAGACAUUGACAUAAAAUAUAUUUCUUUAAUGUUGGAUAGAAAUGUAUUGUUUUGAGUAAUAUAACUAUUCUAAGAUC
This is a messenger RNA of Cuscuta campestris, 2076 nucleotides long. NCBI's taxonomy places the organism in Eukaryota, Viridiplantae, Streptophyta, Magnoliopsida, Solanales, Convolvulaceae. The record is from the annotation of a GenBank genome assembly.